Molecule: messenger RNA, 303 nt
Organism: Aspergillus tanneri
Lineage: Eukaryota; Fungi; Ascomycota; Eurotiomycetes; Eurotiales; Aspergillaceae
Exons: 2
Coding region: 1-303 (100 amino acids)
Source: RefSeq, a predicted model, not a curated record
AUGAAGGCUGUUUUCUCUGGCGGGCUGUUUGCGUGCUUUGUUGUACUCGCUGGGAAUGCCGUUGCAUUAUCGUCAACGGAGGACUUGGCCCUCCUCUCCAGCAUCUCAGCCGUUGAACACAUCGCGGCCAGUUCUUCGUCCGAAGAACCACUAUCAGCUCUGCAAGCUCUUUUACAGAUUGCCUGCUUCUCAGUCGCCCGGCAGACAGCGGUCUCGAGAGCGUCAACCCACUCGCAUCCUCCUGCAGAGGCGACUCCGGUAUUUAACAAUCGAGCCGACGUCAUCGGUAAAGUUAAUCUGUAA